This is a messenger RNA of Pseudovirgaria hyperparasitica, 2670 nucleotides long. RefSeq names its product 3-isopropylmalate dehydratase. The transcript has 3 exons. Gene Ontology annotation, molecular function: 3-isopropylmalate dehydratase activity; 4 iron, 4 sulfur cluster binding. Gene Ontology annotation, cellular component: 3-isopropylmalate dehydratase complex. The coding region runs from base 101 to 2434 and encodes 777 amino acids. NCBI's taxonomy places the organism in Eukaryota, Fungi, Ascomycota, Dothideomycetes, Acrospermales, Acrospermaceae. Gene Ontology annotation, biological process: L-leucine biosynthetic process. The record is from RefSeq and is a predicted model, not a curated record.
AAUCGUCUUUCAGACUGCUCAUUCGUCUCUUGUGUUUCUUGCACGCUCUUCCAGUACUUUCGCAUCUAGUUCCGUCGUCUAAGCGACCCCACUAUACGCCAUGCCUGGAGCUAUAAAAAAACCUCAGACUCUCUACGACAAGGUCUUCGAGGCUCACGUAGUCAAUGAGCAGGAAGAUGGUACUAUCCUUCUUUACAUUGACAGGCAUCUAGUUCACGAAGUCACAUCUCCGCAAGCAUUCGAAGGCCUAAGAAACGCUGGGCGGAAAGUGCGUAGACCUGACUGCACUUUGGCCACGACUGAUCAUAAUGUACCGACUACCCCCCGUAAAAACUUUAAAGGCGUUGCAGACUUCAUCAAAGAGGACGAUUCGAGGACACAAUGUGUGACUCUAGAGGAUAACGUCAAGGCCUUUGGUCUCACAUAUUUUGGCCUUGGUGACAAGCGCCAGGGUAUCGUGCACAUCAUUGGUCCAGAACAGGGAUUCACUCUUCCCGGCACAACGGUCGUAUGCGGUGACAGUCAUACGUCAACCCAUGGUGCAUUUGGCGCAUUGGCCUUUGGUAUCGGAACCAGCGAGGUAGAGCAUGUCUUGGCAACCCAGACUCUCCUCACCAAGAGAAGCAAGAACAUGAGGGUACAAGUUGAUGGAGAGCUAGCUCCUGGCGUCAGCAGCAAGGACAUUAUUCUGCACGUUAUUGGUCAGAUCGGUACUGCAGGUGGUACUGGAGCUGUGAUCGAGUUCUGCGGUUCUGCGAUCCGCAAUCUAAGCAUGGAGGCCCGCAUGUCUAUAUGUAACAUGUCCAUCGAAGGUGGUGCACGAGCCGGCAUGGUCGCUCCGGACGAGACGACUUUCGAAUAUCUCAAGGGCCGCCCAUUGGCUCCAAAGGUCGAUAGCGCCGAGUGGAAGAAGGCGACAGCCUAUUGGUCAUCCCUGAAGUCCGACGAAGGUGCCGAAUAUGAUCUAGAUGUUUUCAUUGACAGCAAAGACAUCGCACCUACGGUCUCGUGGGGAACUUCACCUCAGGACGUGGUUCCAAUCACAGGGAAGGUACCUAGCCCAGACGAUUUCCAAGACGAGGACAAGCGGAAAGCAUGCAUUCGCGCACUUGAUUACAUGGGGCUUGAAGCUGGAACCCCUAUGCAGGAGGUUGUCCUCGACAAAGUCUUCAUUGGAUCGUGUACCAAUGCCCGAAUCGAAGAUCUCCGCGCCGCUGCUCGGAUCGUGAAGGGAAGGAAAGUAGCAUCAAAUAUCAAGCGCGCCAUGAUCGUCCCCGGCUCCGGUCUCGUCAAGCAACAGGCUGAGUCCGAAGGUCUCGACACGAUCUUCACAGAUGCUGGAUUCGAAUGGCGGGAAGCAGGCUGCUCCAUGUGUCUGGGCAUGAACCCAGACAUCCUCUCCCCCAAAGAACGCUGCGCCAGCACAUCCAACCGCAACUUCGAGGGACGCCAGGGUGCAGGCGGCCGCACACAUCUGAUGUCCCCUAUGAUGGCCGCUGCCUGUGCUAUCGCCGGUAAGCUUGCCGAUGUGCGCAAAAUCGCCAACUUUCAACCCAGCGAUGUUGCGCAAGGCAGCCCGAAAGUCGACGUCGCACCCGCACACCAGUCCGACAUCGAAUCAGACGAAGACCUCGACAGGAUUGCUGACGCUCCUGAAGACAGCCCUGCCACUGUUUCCGGUAACAACAAAUCCGCCUCCUCAUCGAGUGGCGGCAUGCCCAAGUUCGAGAAACUCAAGGGCAUCGCCGCGCCCAUGGACGUCGCCAAUAUUGACACCGACGCCAUCAUCCCCAAGCAAUUUCUCAAAACCAUCAAGCGUAGCGGCUUGGGUUCUGCAUUAUUCUACAGCUGGCGCUUCGCCGACGACGGCAGCGAAAAGAAAGACUUUGUUCUCAAUCAAGAGCCAUACCGCAAUGCCAAAGUGCUAGUCAGCACAGGCAAGAACUUCGGCUGCGGCAGCUCGCGCGAACACGCACCGUGGGCCCUCCUCGACUUCGGCAUCACAUGUAUCAUCGCGCCGUCGUUUGGCGACAUAUUCUUCAACAACACGUUCAAAAACGGCAUGCUCCCAUUGCGCCUCACGCCCGAACAGGGCCUCGAUGCCGUUGCUGCCGAGGCCCGCGCCGGCCGCGAGAUCGAGGUCGAUCUUCCCGGGCAGGUGAUCCGUGACGCCGACGGGAAGCAGAUCGCGACCUUCGAGGUGGAGGAGUUUAGGAAGCAUUGCCUGUUGAACGGGCUGGAUGAUAUCGGCUUGACGUUCCAGCAAGACGAUAAAAUCAAGGCGUUUGAGGGGAAGAGGAGCAGAGAAUAUCCAUGGCUAGACGGGAGCGGGUACUUGAGGAAGCACAGGCCUGGAGAGGCGGUGAAGGUCGAGGCCGUGCCAGUGCCGAAGACGAACAGGGGAGAGGUCAAGGGCGAGCCGUUGGAGUGGUAGAUUUAAUACGUUGUUCUGUUGAGCGGAUACUGUGUAUUGCGCCGGAAUGGCAGAAAAGGUAAGAAGAAGUGGGAGGUUAAUGAUUCGACAAGUCGAUUCUUUUGUUUUUUCAAACGGCCGACUCAUGGGAGCGGAAGGCAUACGUGCGUGGACGCUGGCGGUACGGCGUGGACACACGCUGGAAUAGGCAAUUUACGGUACAUAGGUCAUGCAAAUACUUGGUUGAUGAUUGUGCU